This is a messenger RNA of Carassius gibelio (silver crucian carp), 5021 nucleotides long. RefSeq names its product titin-like. Gene Ontology annotation, molecular function: cell-cell adhesion mediator activity. The transcript is spliced from 19 exons. Gene Ontology annotation, cellular component: plasma membrane; axon. Bases 192 to 3629 code for a protein of 1145 amino acids. The record is from RefSeq and is a predicted model, not a curated record. Lineage: Eukaryota; Metazoa; Chordata; Actinopteri; Cypriniformes; Cyprinidae. Gene Ontology annotation, biological process: homophilic cell-cell adhesion; axon guidance; dendrite self-avoidance.
ACCAGUAAAUGUUUUGAUAUGCACCACGUACUUUAUGCCUGCUAUCUGUGCAUCCUAUCUUAUGAAAGGCAGUUAUGUUGAAUACUGCAUUUAACAUGAGAACUUUGGACUUUUUGUUUUGCAGUGCAUGAAUGCAUUUGGUCAGAUGAGGAAUUAUGCUAUGGACCAUCAUCUUAAUUUGAAAGGCACAGAUGAAGAGGGCUAGCAUGUCUCGUCCUGUAUGGAGCUCAGUUCAGAUGUCCUGUUCACUCUGGCUCCUACUUCUGUCCUCUUCUAUAAGGUUUAUUAAUCCAGCCGUGUCUGAAUUAGUAUUUUCAGUGUUACCUGAAGAUGGAGUUGGGAUUGUAAAUAUGUCUCUGAUGCUGCACUGCACAGUGCUUGACUCUGGCCUGAGGGAUCCUCUGUCAGUGAAAUGGGAGAGAGACAAUGGAAGUCUGGACAGAAGGGUUCAUCAAUUGGCCAAUGGAACACUUUUCUUUCCCCUCUUAAAAGAGGAAGACUUUGGAAAUUAUUCCUGUAGUGCAAAAAGAGGCAACAAAAAGAUUCAAACCACUGUCAUGGUCAGCAAAGCAUGCCUGGAGGAUGUGUUCUUUCACCCUCAGUCCAUGAGAACUGAAGUGGGACAUGAUGUUUUCCUUCAGUGUGUCUCUGGUGAUAGUUCUCCCCCCGCUCAGAUUUCAUGGUUAAAAAACGGCAGAAUUCUCACCAAAGGAAACCAGAUUCAGGGACAGUAUGGAGGAGGGAGUCAAAGGAAGACUUCUGGCACUUUGCACAUGACUAACAUCACCAAAGCAGACCAAGGAGUCUAUAUUUGCGUCACCCACAAUCCCCUGCUGAAUAUAAGCAAAGCAAGUCAAGCAGCAACUCUGACAGUGCAUGAAUCCAAUGAAGAUGUAAAGAUUAUUGAAGGCCCCCAAAAUAUCACUGUACCUGUUGAAAUGGAAAGUGCAAUGCACUGCUUUGUUGAAGGCUUCCCCAUUCCCACAGUUCAGUGGUUUAAGGAUGGAAAUUCCUUACCCAAUUCUUCUAGAUGGGAUCUGCAAAAGGACGGACAACUGCUGAUUUUUCAGAGAGUUUUGUCAGAAGAUGAGGGCCUGUAUUUCUGUGAAGCUCGCAAUGAGAGGCAGAAAGUGAUAUCUGAACCAGCAUACCUCCUUCCUGCAGUUAUGGAUUGGAGCUUUGUUCUUGAACCUGCCAACCUUACAGCAAGGAAGGGUGAAGCUGCGACUCUUUCCUGUAGGCCUCCUCACAGCAGACCCCAGGCUCAAGUGUCCUGGUUUAAGAACAACAGACUCCUCCGGACUGGACUGCAUUAUACAUUUGAUUAUAAUGGAGACCUGGUCUUCCACAGUGUACAAGAGACAGACAGUGGAUUGUAUUUCUGCACAGCUUCUAAUUCACAUCUCAAAAGAGCUAUAACGUCAAAAACAAUCUUCCUGGAUGUUCUUGAACCUCCAUCCGUGACUAUCUGGCCAACUGUGGUGACGUCUCCUGUUGGUGCUAAAGUGACGAUUGACUGCCAGGUGUUAGGACACCCUGCUCCUUUUAUCAGGUGGUCAAAGCAGGGCCGGUCUGUCCAAACUGGAGGCAAAAUUAUAAUGGGGUUAAGAAACACAACUCUCUACAUUUCAUCAGUGAGAACGUAUGAUGAAGGACAUUACACAUGCACAGCCUCCAACACACUGGGUCAUGAUCAGAAAACUAUGACUCUUCGGGUUGCUGUGAAACCAGUCAUUGUUUCCUUCGUUGCAUCGCUCACCGUCUCAGAGGGAUCAGCUGUUAGUCUCCCUUGUCGAGCUGUUGGAGAAUUUCCUGUCAAGUACACUUGGAUUAGAACUGCAUCGAUACAAAAUUCACCAAAACUGUCUGGUUCAAACUCUCUGGUCUCACUCCCACAACAGAUACACAUUGAUGAUAAUGGGACAUUAGUAAUCUCCAACAUCCAUCGGUCUGAUGCAGGGGCGUAUCAGUGCACUGCAGAAAACAGAGUCGGUCAGGAUGUGAGAAGUGUCAUCAUAACUGUAACUGCUGACUCUGAUGCCCCAGCUGAUAAGGAAGCACAGAGUGAAACGAUUAUGCCCCCUGUUCCAGAGAGUGAGCAAGAGCUAUUUACUAAUUCCCUUCCUUACGGUUAUGGCUCCUUUCCUCUGAGUAAAAGAGAGAUAAAUGAAAACCUUCAACAAACAACUGAAGAUUACACAAAGAUUUCCCUGUUAUAUGCUUUUGUGGAGGACUCACCAACAUACCUGAAUUUUGAAUCUACCCCAGACACUACAGAGUUUAUUUCACUGAAGCCAAGUGGCAUUAGCACAGGACUUAAUAAGAAAAACAAACAACCCAUUCAAACACAAAAACCAACCCCUGUGCCUAUCAAUCCUACACCAUUUCCCCCACUCAAAGAUACUUUUUUACAGGAUGCACGUCAACAUAUCCAAAUAACAGAGCAGGUCACAAAACCUCCAGUAACAAAACCAAACACAAACACCCCUUUCCCAGCAGACCUAUAUUCCCAUACCCAGCUUACAAAAAAUCGGAGUGUUUCCGUGAAUAGUGCCCAGUCCUUUAGUGGACAAACUCAGACUACAGGUUUAACUUUAGUGGAAGAAGAGAAUUUCACUGCCUCGGCACCUGUUGAGCAGCAUCAGAAUCAGAGUCAAAUCAUCAAGCAGUCUGGAAGAACCAAGUCACCAGUGACGAAUGACACAGAACCUGUUGAGUCACUGAAGAAAAACACCUCACAAGCCCCUAGGAGGACCAAUGACAAUAAGAACAGGGAAAAGGAGAAAUCUCACUCUUGGCUGCCUGUGAUUGAGAAGCAUGAUAUUCCUAUUGUGGUUGGAGUUGGUGUUUCGUUGGCAUUCAUCUUCAUUGCCAUGACCUUUUACUCUCUGGUUCAGAAAAAUGAUCCUGCAGCUCUACCGACAGGGAGGGCAGCUCUGAGGGGAAUAUGUGGGCCUUGCAGGCAUGGGGAACAUGUUGCAAUGGAAACAACAUAUGAUAACAAGGCAUUUGAAGAUGAUAAUUUGAUGGCUGUUAUUGAGCAAAGCCCCAACACAUCGGAGACGAGAGCGCUCCCAACAGAAGCCAGCCCAUCCAUCUUGAUGAUGGAGCCACCGUCUGAUGAUGUGCAAGAGUGUGUCCAGUCCACCCAGGGCCUGCCAGUGAUUGUGGAGACUCACCCAGAGCCCAGACAAGAGGAUCAGCUGGAGACUAUAUUUGAGGAGGGGAAGGUCACUCCCUCACCACAUUCUGACAUUCAGCUGCAGUGCAUGGAGGACUGGAGGAGCAGAGAAUUUGACCCAGGUCAGGACGCCCCCUCACCUCCUCCAGCCCAUCCAACACCUGUCCAGGGGGAGAGCCUGCGCUCGUCCCUGACUCUCCAGACCAGCGAUCCCUCCUCAACUCCUGUACGCCACAGCAUCAAUAUUUCCCACGGUUUCUCUCCCCUCAUGCUGUCCCAUUGUGUGUCCCUGGGCAUGACCACUGUGGCUGUGGAUGUGCACUUCUACCCUUCAGGUCCCUCGGCAGCCAGUCAUCCUCCGUGCCCUGUCUUUGGACCUCCAGGCCAGCAGGUGAACACCAGGCUGGAGCACGAUCUGUCUGCACCCUCUGCUAGCCACAGUAAAUAACAAGAGAGUGUGACAAACCUUGAAGUCAUGAGAAAGUUCUGUUAAAUCGCUUACUUCAGGCAGUUAGGAUAAAAAUGGUGCUGAUGCUUUAUUCUCCCUCUAAUUUUUUUUUUAAAUGAUUGUCAUAUUUCGUAUGUCAGUUUAAUGAAAGGUAGCAUGAGCUCUCAUGGAUCCAUGCAUUAAAAUGGCUGCAUCUGAAUUAACUACUUUCACAGCAUGUACUGGAUUUGAUUAGAAAUUAUUUUGCAUGCCAAAUCUGCCAUAUUGCCAGACAGAAGAAAAAAAAGACUUAUAAUCAUAUAUAAUGUCUCACACAAGAAAGUCUGGUUAUGUCCUUUUACUGUCUUUAACCAUAAAUUAUAUGGCAUUUCAUAUUUACGAAAACCAUAUAAUUAUUUUACAUUAUUUUACAGUAAAAUUGCAUAUAAUGCAAUGUUAAAUCAUUGGUAAGGCAUCUUACAGUUAACCCGUUAACAGGUUUUUAGUAUAGCACUUUUUUGGUGUGGCAUUAGGAAAGGUCAAUAUGACUAAAAAUGUUUAAAGAUUUUUCAGUCUUUUGACAAAAUUUGAUAUAAAUAUUUAUGAGUUAGCUUUAAAAGAAAAAGUGUAUUUUCUUAUUAUUAUUGAAAUGAUAAUAUAUAUAUAUAUAUUUUUUUUUCAAAUCAAAGGAACACUUUUUUUUCCAAACAGCUAUUUUUCCCAAUUUGAUUAAAAUUGUUUAAGUAUAGUUUGAAUAAUGGAAUCAUUUAAUAUUUCAUAUUUAAUAUAUCCACCAAUAUAUAGAAACAGCAACACAGUAUUUAACUUAAUACAUUUUUAGAAAGAAAUUUUAACGUGAAAAAUGUCAUGCAUUCAUUUACAUGUAUUGAUGCCAACCUUGAAAUCUUAAAGAGCCCCAGCUUGAGUUUUUGUGUUCCGUAUGACUACAACUUUAAUAAUACUGCACAGAAGGCAAGGAUGCAUAUUCAGAUGCAGGGAACAAUCGCAGGUAAUAAGUCUUUUCUCUAAUGCCAAGGAAUUUAUAAUACUGCAAGUAUUUAUGAGUAAUUACAUGUAUAUAUUAAUGUAUUUCUGAAAUAAGAAAUGACUUCUACAAACCUAGCCAUAACAUUAUGUAAAAUAUUGUUGAAAAAGGUAUCCACAGUAAUUGAGAGUAAAUGCAAUGGGAUAAUAGAACUUAAAGUUGUAAAAAGGUUUUUAUUUGUGCAACAUCUCGACUGUUACUUCCGCUUGUGCCAAAGGUUAAACCACCUUACCAUUAGUUAUUUCUGUGACUUGUAUUGUUGAAAAUUAAUCUUAAGAUAUUGGGAGUAUUGUACUUCAUGGGCAACCAACUGUUGUAUUUUGCUUUUACAUAGAAGUAAAAGUUACCAAUUAAUACAAUUAAUAAAA